AUGUGCGCCAAGAUUUUUAUUACUACGGCCAUAGUAAGUAGUGGAUGCGCAAUAAUUGUGACAUUAUUUGUUGUCGUAUCGCUCUUCAAUGAUAUUAGCACAUUAUAUGAAGAUGUUAUGGAAGAACUUCAUGCUUUCAAGAUAAUAGCAGAUGACGCAUGGGACACCAUGCAUUUGCUGCACACUUACCCAUCGGGUAAUCUACGAAUAGCACUAACCUAUGCUGAUUUAUUUGUCCGUCAUAAACGACAGCUUGAUCCAGAACGUUGCAAAUGUGAUCUUUCCGCUACAGAUUGUCCACAAGGACCAGUUGGAUCACGAGGUCAUGAUGGAUGGAAAGGUUUAGAUGGAGAACCGGGAGAAGAUGGCCAUCAUGGUAUACCAAGUAUUACUACCGUGGUCAACUAUGGAAAACUUGGUGAUUGCAUUGCUUGUCCAUCUGGUCCACCUGGACUACCUGGACCUCCUGGUUCUCCUGGUGAUCGUGGUCCAAUGGGACGUAUUGGGAGUGCUGGAUUUCCAGGAAAAAACGGUACGAAUGGUAGACGAGGAGAUGCGGGACAGUCUGGGCCAGCGGGUAUUUCUGGAAGACCAGGAGAACCCGGCUUACCGGGAUUGGAUGGAAUAAAUGGAAAAGGUGUAGUGGGCCAAAAAGGUCCAAGUGGACAACGUGGUUUACUUGGCCCUCUUGGUAGGAAUGGUAAUGAUGGUGUUCGUGGCCAUCCCGGUAAACCAGGUUUACCCGGACGAUUUGGUACUUCUGGAGAGGAGGGCAAAAAUGGACAACUAGGAAUGGUUGGAUUACCUGGACUACCUAGUUCACAUGUCUACUAUUGUCCAUGUCCACUGCCAACUUCAAUAUUGUCAUCAUCCAAGGAAGUAUAG
Cercopithifilaria johnstoni is the source of this 885-nucleotide messenger RNA. NCBI's taxonomy places the organism in Eukaryota, Metazoa, Nematoda, Chromadorea, Rhabditida, Onchocercidae. The record is from the annotation of a GenBank genome assembly.